Molecule: messenger RNA, 295 nt
Organism: Saprolegnia parasitica CBS 223.65
Lineage: Eukaryota; Oomycota; Saprolegniomycetes; Saprolegniales; Saprolegniaceae
Exons: 1
Source: RefSeq, a predicted model, not a curated record
AUGGUGGCGCUCGGCGUGCUCUCUCGCCUUGCGCUGCACGUACGCCACGGCAGUGGGCUCCGCCGCGUGACGUUCCACGUGCUCUUGCUGCACGUGAUCGUCGGCAACAUUCCGUUCAGCGUCCAAGCUGUGUUUUACCCGCGUAGCCAGCGCUGGAUCGGCGCCUUCGUGGCCUCGCUGUUGGCCGACACGCUUCUCUGCUGCUCGCUCGCGAUGCUCUCGAUUGCCUGGGCCCGCGUCGCCAUGGUCGGGCAGUACGCGCACGGCCCCGUGCGCUUCAAACGCUUCAUCAUUG